Molecule: messenger RNA, 1856 nt
Organism: Pristis pectinata (smalltooth sawfish)
Lineage: Eukaryota; Metazoa; Chordata; Chondrichthyes; Rhinopristiformes; Pristidae
Product: STAM-binding protein-like
Exons: 11
Coding region: 215-1501 (428 amino acids)
Biological process (GO): protein K63-linked deubiquitination
Cellular component (GO): endosome; cleavage furrow
Molecular function (GO): protein binding; metal-dependent deubiquitinase activity; K63-linked deubiquitinase activity
Source: RefSeq, a predicted model, not a curated record
GUCGGUUCUGGGCUGUGAUUGGUGGAGAGUGACGGCGGAUUGAGUGACGUAGCGCAGGGGGAGGUUGCGGCCUAGUCGGUCCCCUCGGUCCCCGUGAUACCGCUGUCGGCAGUGAAGCGCCGGGGCGGCGGCGGGGUAUAGAACCAGACACUGCAUCCAUUGUGACUGAGCCACGAGUAACCUGCUGAGAUCAGAAGCCCUGGCUUCAGACAAUAUGAAAGCGCUGAAGAGUGGGUUGCUUGCAAUGCCAGAACACUCUGAUGUAAGCCUAUCUCCUGAGGAGCGUGUGCGGGCCCUCACCAAGAAAGGGAGUUCUGUCGACGUAAAUGAUGAUGUCCCUCUGCGGAGGUACUUCCGUUCUGGGGUUGAAAUGAUUCGCAUGGCUUCAGUUUAUGUGGAUGAAGGCAAUCUGGAAAGUGCAUUUGUGCUUUACAAUAAGUACAUCACGUUGUUCUUGGAAAAGUUGCCCAAACACCGGGAUUAUAAGACCAGCGUAAUACCCGAAAAGAAGGAGACAAUUAAAAAACUAAAAGAGAUUGCAUUUCCGAAGGCUGAGCAGUUGAAGAGUGAGCUCCUGAGGAGGUACGGGAUCGAGUAUGCAGAGUUCCAGGAGCAACAGCAGAGGGCCGCGGAGGAGCUUGCACAGGAGCUGGCCCGGCAGCAACAGGUCGAAGAUGAAAAGCAGAGGGUGGCAAGAAUGCGACAGCAGCAAGUAGAACAGGAGCAGUUCCGUGCCUUUGAAGAGAUGAUCCGGCGGAAACAGCUAGAGAAGGAACGAUUGGAAGUGCUGGAAGAAUAUGCAAAACCAGAAAAUCCUCCCACAUCAAAGGACUGCCCCCUCAUCCCUGGCAUUCAGAGACCACCGAAUGCUGGUAGCCCACUGUGGCCUGCUGCAAGUGUUCCAAAUGCUGACCCACCUGCCGUAGAUCGUUCAACAAAGCCCACGACCUUUGGAACCAACUGGAACAAUUUUUCUGCAGACAAACUCCGUAAUGUAGUAGUUUCUAAAGGCCUGUGUCAGCAGUUUCUCCAGCUCGCUGAGGCCAAUACAGCCCAAGGAGUGGAAACCUGUGGGAUACUCUGUGGAAAAUUGCUGCAGAAUGAGUUUACCAUAACCCACGUGAUCGUACCCAAACAGAACGCGGGUCCCGAUUACUGUAACACAGAGAGUGAAGAGGAACUAUUCCUUAUUCAAGAUCACAAUGACUUGAUAACUUUGGGCUGGAUACAUACCCAUCCAACACAGACUGCAUUCCUGUCCAGCGUGGACCUUCACACCCACUGCUCCUACCAGAUCAUGCUUCCAGAGGCCAUAGCAAUCGUUUGUUCACCCAAGUACAACGAGUCAGGAUUUUUCAGACUGACGGAACAUGGGAUGGAUGAGAUCUCCUCCUGUAAGCAGAAAGGUUUUCACCCACAUCUCAAGGAUCCCCCUCUGUUUAAUGCAUGCUCGCAUGUUUCCAUCGUAGAGACAGAUGUUACAAUCCUGGACCUUCGGUGAUUGCUGCCGCCUUAAGUGUCUUUGGUUUCCAUAGAAACCGUUAACCAUGCUGUCACUCUCUUUAGUACUUCAGGUAGAGAAUUCAGUGUCUCUAACAGUUACAAACUUGAGUUUUUGUUUUAAAAGUAACUGUUCUAAAAUACUACAAAUCCUUGUCAAUUUCAAAUUCUAUUCUGUACAGAAAAUGGAAUUGCCUUUAUUUAAAUGCCUGCACUGCUGCACUUAACUUUGAUGGAACAUGGGAGAUGAAGUAUGAUGCCUUUCAGUUUUAUUUUCAGUAAAACUGUUAUUUGUUAACCCUUUUUGAUCUAACUAUUGUCCCUUUGCAUAUCAAUAAACCAAGUGUGAUCAUUUA